Sitodiplosis mosellana (orange wheat blossom midge) is the source of this 3242-nucleotide messenger RNA. RefSeq names its product mismatch repair endonuclease PMS2 (gene Pms2). The coding region runs from base 167 to 2938 and encodes 923 amino acids. Gene Ontology annotation, molecular function: mismatched DNA binding; ATP hydrolysis activity; ATP binding. The transcript has 6 exons. Lineage: Eukaryota; Metazoa; Arthropoda; Insecta; Diptera; Cecidomyiidae. Gene Ontology annotation, cellular component: MutLalpha complex. The record is from RefSeq and is a predicted model, not a curated record. Gene Ontology annotation, biological process: mismatch repair.
UUUUUUUCUCAUGCCGUGAUCUCAAGAACAAAUGUUUAGAACACAUUUCGAAGUGUUUCGAACUAGUUGACUUAUUUUACCGCGUAAUUUCGUAGACCGUAAUUUGAAUGUUCGAUUCUUUAGUCAAAUUGAAAAGCAUCACAAACCAAAAUGAACAGAAUAUAAAAUGAGUUCUAUUGAUGAACCAGCCACAACUGUGGCAGCAAAAACUAUAAGUGCCAUAAAUAGAGAUACGGUUCAUAAAAUAUGCUCGGGUCAGGUCGUAUUAAGUUUGGCUAUCGCUGUGAAAGAAUUGGUUGAAAAUGCUUUGGAUGCUGGAGCAACAUCGGUUGAAGUAAAAGUGCGUGAAAAUGGACUGGAAUCGAUUGAAGUAUCGGAUAAUGGUAGUGGCGUUGAGGAAAGCAACUUCAAAGGAUUAACGGCCAAAUAUCACACGUCAAAAUUACGAGAAUUCGAUGAUCUGGAAAGUGUAGCUACGUUCGGCUUCAGAGGUGAGGCUCUGAGCUCUCUCUGUGCUUUGUCCGAUAUGACAAUCACCACGAAACACCACUCUGUCAAUGUGGCCACCAAAUUGGAGCUGGACCACAACGGGAAUAUUAUGAAACAAACUUCAUGCGCCAGACACACUGGUACCACAGUCACGCUGACCAAUCUCUUUGCUUCCAUACCGGUUCGAAAACGUGAAUUUCAACGAAAUAUUCAGAAGGAAUUUGUUAAAAUGUGCCAAAUUAUGCAGGCAUAUGGCCUAAUUUCGUACGGCAAACGCAUUGUUUUGAUCAAUCACACGGGUAAAAACGGAAAAUCCAAUAUUAUGACAACACACAGUUCGUAUUUGCUUCGUGAAAAUAUUGUGGCUAUAUUUGGUUCCAAGCAAAAUGCCAAUUUACUCGAAAUUCGACCGCCCAUCGAACAGAAUGAAGUGCUCACCCAGGAUGUUUUGAAAAGUCUGGACGCUUCCAUAAAUGUGGCCGAUGAAGAGCUGGAUAAUUUAGGAUUGAAUCGAUUUCAAUUCGAUGGUUACAUCUCAAGCUGUGGCCACGGCUGCGGACGAAGUGCAAAAGAUCGACAAUUCUUCUUCAUCAACGGGAGACCGUGCGACCCAAAGACAAUCAUCAAAUUGGUGAACGAUGUGUAUCACCGGUAUAACCAGCAUCAAUAUCCAUUUGUCGUGAUCAAUGUAAUUAUGGAACGGCGAGAUGUUGAUGUCAACGUAACACCAGAUAAGCGACAAGUCAUGGUGAACAAUGAAACCAUUCUGCGGUUAGCGUUGAAGAAAAGCCUUUUGAAGACAUUCGGAAAUAUCCCAUCCACAUUUAAAGUGGAAAAUCAAACAUUGCCUAGUCUAUUGGCAUACAAACAGAACAAAAGUGGAAACAAUCGUUCUGCAGCGGCCGAAGAAAGUCCAUCAGAUGCUUCAUACAUCAAUGAUGAUGACUCUGAUAUUACGGUCUAUACUGAAAAAGGAAAUGCCAGCAAGUUUGCCAGUAUGCUAUCGCAAUGGCGUGCAACAGGCCGAACAGAUGAAUCAUGUUCGCAAAACACAAAGAAACGCAAACAUGAAUCGGCGGAUGAAAUUCUUGCGCGUAACUUGAAAAUGAAGAAAAUCCAUGAAUAUUUGUCACAAGACACUGUGCAAACGGAAACGAAUUUUGUGAGCUAUGAAUCGGAACCGGACUCAGAUGAUGAUGAGCCAAAUACAAAAUCUAGUUUUACCAAAGUGAAUGAUUCUGAGAGUGGAAGUGAUGCUGUGUUCAAGCGGUCAAUCAAUGAUGUGAUGGAAACCGAUUCAUUCGAGGAUACUGAGAUGCUGAAAAACAACAAUUCAUUUGAUGCGGAGAUGUCGCCUGUAGCUAAACCACCCGAACGUGACUAUCGAAUCGAUUGCAAGGUAAAAGCGAUUAACACGCCGAAUCGAAUGCUCAAAACAUACACACCAAGCAAAGACAUCCAUGCGCUGGUAAAGAGGUUUAAAAUGGGCCAGACCGACGAAGGACACACGAGCAGCUUUACAUGCCAGCUCGAAGAAGCCAGUAGUUCCGAAGCCGGAAAAGAAAUAAAACCAGAAAUAGCAGAAGAGGAAAUAUUUGACGAUGAAUUGGAUGAUGAAACCAGUGGAUCUCAGCCGAAAAAAAUUGCCACCAUUUCUACAUCGAUAGCCGAGAUUGGAGCGUUCAUGGAAAAAGAAAUUGAACUGGAGGCGCGUGCCAGCACAGCGUCCAUGUUGAGCCGAAUGAAAUUCAAAACGAAAAUCGAUCCAAAGCAAAACCAGUCGGCCGAAAACGAGCUGAAAACGGAAAUUUCGAAAAAGGAUUUUGUCCGUAUGGAAAUCAUUGGGCAGUUCAAUUUGGGCUUUAUAAUUGUUAAAUUGGAUGAAGAUUUGUUCAUCGUCGAUCAACAUGCCACCGACGAAAAGUACAACUUUGAAACGCUGCAAAAAACAACAGUAUUAAAUCAUCAACCGUUGGUUGUGCCCCAGGAUCUGGAUAUGACGGCUGUUAACGAAAUCAUUGUGAUGGACAAUUUGAAAGUAUUCGAAGAUAAUGGCUUCCGUUUUGAUAUUGACAUCGGGAGGCCGGUGACGAAACGCGUAAAAUUGAUAGCGAAACCAUUCAGCCGCAACUGGGAAUUCGGAAAGGAAGACAUUGACGAAUUGGUAUUUAUGUUACAUGAAGGAACAAGUGAUGCGACCUAUUUGGAUACCUGCCGACCAUCUCGUGUUCGAGCGAUGUUUGCGUCACGGGCAUGUCGAUCGUCUGUGAUGAUCGGUACAUCGCUGUCGCGAACCGAUAUGCGACGUUUGAUUGAUCACAUGGGUACCAUUGAUCAACCGUGGAAUUGCCCACACGGCCGUCCAACCAUUCGUCAUUUGCUAAAUUUAGAGAUGUUGAACAUCACUGAUGACCAGGAUGAUAACGGCAACCAGUCUACAAGCGAUUAGAUGUGCAAGUUGCAUAAUCAAAAAACAAACACUUAAUGCAUAAGAUUAAAAUGAAAACAAGACAUUUUUUUUAUGAUUUGAUAUAUUAUGAUAAAAUAGACGUGUAAGCCAGGUUAAUCAGAAAUUCAAAACAUUCGAUAUUUGUUUUUGUUUUUAAAAAAGAUUACAUUUAUAUUAUGAUACUAUUUUCUGGCGGCCCUGAGUUUUGCCAAUUCUAAACCUUCCCAUUGGCCUUUCUUGACGCAAAAACUGUAAAAAGGAACACAAACACACAUUCAUAAUGAAUAAAAGUAAAAGACAAAAA